Messenger RNA from Chondrus crispus (carragheen), 192 nucleotides. RefSeq lists its product as hypothetical. The coding region runs from base 1 to 192 and encodes 63 amino acids. Lineage: Eukaryota; Rhodophyta; Florideophyceae; Gigartinales; Gigartinaceae. The record is from RefSeq and is a predicted model, not a curated record. The transcript has a single exon.
AUGUCCUUAUCACCAAUAGAUACCGUUGGUGUGGAAGAAGGGCUUCCCUACUUAAAGCCACGAGUUGCCUUGUCGUCCGUUUCCCCUGCGGAUGCUUCGACACAAAACAUUGUCGCACAUCAACAUAGGCGAGGCCCCCUCCCCUCAGCUCACAACGAUGCCAGGACGACGCCACACCCAGGGACCCGAUAG